AGUAACUGGAACUAAAACAUUAAACCCCAGUGCCACCACAAAACCCUUCUGCUUCUUCCUCCAAAUCAUUUCCAUCUCCAAAAAAAAAAAAAAAAAACUAACAAUUCACUUUGCUUAUACGAAAGAUUCAAAAUUUCUCUAAAACCCAAGUUUCAUCCAUGAAUUUCUUAACAAAAUCAAUAGCAAACAAGUCCUUAUUCCCAAAAAAAUGCCAACUUUUAUUCCAAACCCUCACUACCCUCCAACAAUCUUCAAGAUUUGCCUCUACAACAAUCUCCAAAUCAAGAAAACCCAAAAUCCCAAAACCCCAAGAACCCUCUUCAUCUUAUGUGCUAACCCCUCCAAGAAUUGAGAUUGAUGAAGCAGCAAAUGUAUCUUCUUGGCCAAAGCCAAGUGAGAUACCUUACCAAGCAAAAGUUGCAAAUUUAGUUAAUCUUGUUGGUUUUGUGCAAACCCCAGUUAAGUUUGAAGCUUCAAAUGAUGGGAAAUAUUCUGCUGGUACUGUUGUUGCACAUGAAAGUAGUGAUGAUAACUCUGUUUUAAUGAUUCCUGUUGUGUUUACUGGUGAUUUAGCUCAUGUUGUCGCUUGUCAUGUGAAGGAAAAUGAUUGUGUUUAUGUUUCUGGGAAGUUCUCUAUGGAUCCAUUAUUGUCUUGUGAAUUCAUGGAUGAAUAUCAGUCUUGUUUUCAUAUUGUUGCUGAGAAUGUUAACUUUGUUCAGGGUCUUAAAAGAAAAAACCUAAAGGAGAGUGUGAAAUCUGUUUAUCUGAAAAGUAAUAAUCAGCAUUCUGAUUAUUUGGUCAAACAGAAGGAUAGCUUGUCUGGUUUAGAAUAUGAUGAUUCGGUUAACUUGGGUGGGGGGAAACUGAAGGAGGGGAGCGUUACUGGAGGUGACGAUUGGAGGGAACUUAUAAAGAAUCCGAAAGAAUGGUGGGAUUGUCGGAAGGCGAAGUUAGAUGGAAUUGUGAAAGCAAGGCAUCCUGAUUUCAAGAAGAAGGAUAGUAGUACUUCUCUGUGGGUUGAGAAUGCUCCAAGGUGGAUUCUUGAGGGACUCGAAGGACUUGAAUUCGACGUUUAUGCUCCUAAACCGAAAGGCGUUGGGAAGGAAGUUGAUUCUUGGAAAGAUUUGGUGGAGAAUCCUGAUAAUUGGUGGGACAAUAGAGCUAAUAAGUUGAAUCCGAAAGCACCUGAUUUUAAGCACAAGAAUACUGGUAUAGGGCUUUGGGUCGAUAGCUCACCAGAUUGGGUUUUGUCACGGUUGCCACCAUUGCGAGAACAACGAGCUGCUUUUUCAGACAAGCAGCACAUUCAACUCCAUUAGGAAGAGUUUCCAUAUAAGUUUGAUGCUAUGACAGUGAAUUUUGUUCAGUGUAGUCAAAUACUGGCCACCUAAAGUUUGAGAAGUAUUACGGUGGAGGGAAGCACAUUAUCGUUAUGCUUGUGAAGCACUUAUUUUCCCCUAUAAUGGUACAUCUUAUAGCACUUUCUGAUGAUAGUUUUGUUUUCCGAUGCAUCUUUUCGUUGUGAUUUUGGUGAAUAUGAAGAUCUUGAUAGUAGCAUUUUGAAUAUAGCAGUGCUGUUUGUUGAUUCUCCAUACAUAA
Lycium ferocissimum is the source of this 1599-nucleotide messenger RNA. Its product is annotated as protein OSB2, chloroplastic. The record is from RefSeq and is a predicted model, not a curated record. Gene Ontology annotation, molecular function: single-stranded DNA binding. The transcript has a single exon. Gene Ontology annotation, cellular component: mitochondrial nucleoid. Gene Ontology annotation, biological process: mitochondrial DNA replication; positive regulation of helicase activity. NCBI's taxonomy places the organism in Eukaryota, Viridiplantae, Streptophyta, Magnoliopsida, Solanales, Solanaceae. The coding region runs from base 159 to 1319 and encodes 386 amino acids.